CAUUCGUAUCAUUUCCAUGUUUUUUCAACGGCUGCAAGUCCUGUCGGAGAUUCCACUAAGUCUACACGUCCAAGUUCCACAACGAUUGCCAGUCCAGUCAAGGAUUUCACAGAGUCUACACGUCCGAUCGCAAGUUCUACAACGAUUUCAAGUCCGGUCAGGGAUUUUACCGAGUCUACACGUCAGAUCGCAAGUUCUACAAUGUCGUCACAUUCUCACUCAAACGUCACAGACCUGCAAUUUGAAAAUCAAACAGACACGAAUGGAACCGACGACUUUGACGAGCACAGUUGUGUCACUGAGGGUCAAAGCAACUUCGAGAAUGAAUUCGAAGAAAAUUCAGACCAAUAUGAAAAUAUUACUGAUAUACGUGCCCGUUGGGAAGAAAAUACCAAAACAUUCAAGACAAAAUUUCGGAAUGAAUCUAUAACUAAACGCAAAAGAAUGGGGCAUCAGAAGCAAGACUUUAUAUCUAGAGCGGCCUUUGCCAAUAAACAACAAAAUGUAACUGAGGUUUUCAAAGAGUUUACAUCGUCUGAUUAUGGCAACUGUUUUACAGUGGAUUCGCCAAAGUACAUUGCAACGAGAACUGGUCCAGAUCACGGAAUAAAACUAAGACUGAAUCUGGAGGUUGAUGAAUACAUCAAGAAUUAUGCUUCCGGUUACGGCGUGCGCUUGGUGUUUCAUGAGCCGGGAACCUUCGCAAUGCCAGCGGAGGAAGGUCUUACACUCAGCCCAGGUCACGAGACCAUGAUAGGACUAAGAGUGGUGAAUAUUACUAGACUACCUUAUCCUUUUGGCAACUGUACAGAUGGGGAAGCAUUUAGGCAACGGUACAAUAUAUCCUACAGCGUAGCCGCCUGUAUGGAGUUUUGCCGCAUAGAGAUGACAGUUGAACAGUGUGACUGCGUUCCCUUUGAUGCCCCGGAUCUUCACUUCAGUAGGAACGGGGUCCACGUGUGUGACAAUCUAAAGAAAACUGAAGACAAGUGUGCGGACAAAGUUAACUAUAAUUUCGAGCCUGGAAACUGUGAUUGCAUUAGUCCAUGCAGGGAAACUGUGUAUGAAAAGACUAUAUCUGGUCGCCGAUGGCCGAAUAAAGACUACUUGGAGAAGGUGCUCAUGGAAGAUGCAUGCAGACGAAAUAUGUCGUCAAUGAAAGACGCCUGUUCACAUUUAAGGAACCAUACUUUUGACUAUGAAAGGUACAGAUACAAUUUUAUCCGGGCACGUAUUUAUUUCGAAGAGCUGAACUACAAAAAAAUAACUGAACAAGAGGCGUACAAGGCUGUACGUUUUGUGUCAGAUAUAGGUGGUGCAAUGGGACUAUUUCUUGGGGCUUCAUUACUCAGUAUCUUAGAACUAUUUCAACUGAUUCUUGAGGUAGUGCUACAUGCCAGGAAACCGAAACAAACACAGCCAUCUGAAGCUACAAGGAGAGAACAACAGAAUGGAAAUUUUAGUCCUGUGUGACAGUCUGGCAGUCUGAAUUCCUACCUAUUAAAACUUUGCUUUUAAUUAUAACAACUAAAAAGCUGACGGCUUAGUUUCGUAUUAACUAGAGGGCCGUGAUGGUCCUAAGCCGCUCAUCUGAGUUUCACAGCUCAAAAAGGUAACAGUUUUAGUAGAGUCAUAAAAUGUACAUUUUUAUGAAAAUACUACUGAUUCAGAAGAGAUGAUAUUAGUAAAGGCACCCAUUUGACAUUUCUUCAAGAAAUAACUUUCAAUCUUGGCAUGAGAAAAUUUUCAAUAUAUCCCAUAAAAGGCGGUUCACUGAAGAAAAAUAUCUGUGAAUUAAAUUAUUUUGAAAUUGAACAAACAAAUUUCUGACACGAAUAAAUUUAAAGUUUCCAUUAUAGAAACGCAUGGGGAAACAUGGUAAGGCCCUCUGAUGGAUAGGUUUUAAUUUAACGAAUUGGAAUGAUGUAAAAAUCUUUUAUCGCGGAUGGUCAUCUAAGAAACAAUUUUUUGUAAAAUAAUUUUAAAAUCGGACCAGUGGUAUGUGUCACUAAAUACAUAAAGGAAAACGUGACAAUACUUUCAAGAGCAAACAUCUUGAAAACGGUUUGCAUUUCAUGUUGCAUUUCACAAAUUUCAUACUGAUUAUGAUUGUGUCAUGCUAUUUUCCAUGUCCUGUCCCAUAAUUUUAUUUCCCAGUAAAUGCUGCCUGGUAACUGUUGCAUUGUUCAUACUUUUUAAUUUUUUUUCCACUUGUACAUGCAUUUGUAAAAACAUGUCUACCAUUAUGCAUUUACAUCUAUGUAUUAUAAUAUAUUGUACAAACUGGCUGCAUUUUGUUGGUACGCUUUUUGGUAUUCUUGUUUACUGUUGUAAUUAUUAUUAUUAUACCAAAUUUAUGUAGCGCCCUUUUCAUGAUCAAUUUCGCGUUCAAAGGCGCUUUACAUAGUUCAAAUGCAGCCACACAGGGCGCAUAAUUCAUCCUCUACUAGUACAGACACAGAGCCAUCUGACCAGAGGGACAGAGUGAAACAAAGCCCCCAUGACAGAGAGAUCAGAAAUCAGAUACAGGCUUGUCCGGCUAACUUAGCCUAGCUUGUUACGAAUAGACAACCUGGUUCUUUAACGUACCCAGUGUAUAGCACUGAUACACGCAAGAUUUGCCUGGGUUCCUGACCAGUAGACCUCUAGUUGGGUGAUAGUAAUUAUAAUAUGACUGUAACAUGGCAUUUGAAUAAACAAUUUCUGCUCUUACUAUAUUCCUUAUCUUAAUUUGUAUUUAACAUGUCAAACUGCCAUCAAUACAGACAUGGACUAUUAGCCCUCACUUUAAUGCUAUUCUAUAUGCUUCUGGAAGUCGAGUGACAAAAAUAUAUUUGAAUACUCAUUGAAUUAUAAUCUAUA
Molecule: messenger RNA, 2862 nt
Organism: Mercenaria mercenaria
Lineage: Eukaryota; Metazoa; Mollusca; Bivalvia; Venerida; Veneridae
Product: amiloride-sensitive sodium channel subunit beta-like
Exons: 11
Coding region: 202-1473 (423 amino acids)
Biological process (GO): sodium ion transmembrane transport
Cellular component (GO): membrane
Molecular function (GO): ligand-gated sodium channel activity
Source: RefSeq, a predicted model, not a curated record